GCGUUUUUGUGAUAUGGACAUGGGCUAUCACAUAAUUUGCAUUACUAACAAGAAUUCGAACAUCAUAGCUGUAUAUCUAUCUCGAAAAGUAACAUAGACAGUCACUAGUACGUAGCAAUAUGGGGGUUUUAAACACCUGGAGAGAUACUUGUUAUUUAUUGUUGGUCGUUUCAACGUUUUGUAUUUGUGUUCUGGUGCACUGUUUAAAGUUAUCACACAAGACGAAAAAAUACUUUUUCUCAAUAUGUGGUUUUACACAAGUGGUGAUUUUCUGUGGGGUUGACACUUUGCAUUUUGUUGUUAUGGUUUGUGUUGGAACUGCUAUGGCAAAAUCAAGGACUAAUCCCAGACUACUGUUUGUAUACUGCUUGGCCCAUCGGGUAUUUUUCUCAUCAUCUGGUUUUUUUGGCCUUAAGAGAGAUGAAAAUAACUUAGCAAAUGCGUUAAUGCUUGUAACAACAGUAAAGAUGAUCACUGUUGGAUAUGAAGCCGUAGCAACCAGAGAAUCAAUAAAAAACCGAAGUAAGGUUGAAACCAUAAAGGCUAAGACAAAUGGACAUAUCAGAGAGAAUGGGGAAAAACAUGCCAGAAAACGAGAAAUGCUUAUGAUGGAGGAACCCAUUUCAACCCUGGAUAUCUUGUGUUACAUGACCAGUUUUAUUGGAUUAUUUACAGGUCCUUUAUUCAGAUACAGAACCUACCAUGACAUGCUUGAUACCCCAAACACAAGGUCAUACAAAACACAACUGCUUGCGAAAUUUAAAAUCUUUAUUGCAGUAUUUGUAACGUUUUUGAUUGGGAAUUAUGUUCUUGACCCAAAUUAUUUAAAAGAAGAUGCAUUUUAUGAAGCCAGUUUGGGUCACAGGUUAUUGUGGAUUGUUCCGAUCAUAGUUGUGUUUCAAAUCAAGUAUUCAGUCAUAUGGGUGGUAAUGGAAAUGUUUUAUAUAUUGGUUGGACUUGGAGCUUACCCUGAAACCAGUGAACCUUUACCAGGCCAUGGACCAACCAAGUUGGAAAUUGGUCAACUAAAUAUGAGUGAAGAUACAAAGUUUGACUUUAAUACAAUCACCAAUAUGCACCCAGUGAAUGUGAUAAUGGAGAAAACAUUCCGUGGAACGUUUUACUCAUGGAACUGUUGCGUGCAGUGGUGGCUUGCUCACUUUGUGUAUUCAAGUACAUUGUUUCCACGCCAAUAUAGAAUGUUAAGGGGUUUUAGCACCAUGUUUAUAAACGCAUUGUGGCACGGCGUUAAACCAGGGUACUACGUAAGUUUUCCAGCUGUGCCCGUGAUUGCAGUUUGUGAGGAAAUAUGCAAUAGAAAUAUAAGAGAUCGCCUUCAAAGUGGUUGGCUUAAACAUCUUUAUGAAUUGUUUCAUUGGAUUACCUUCAAACUGUUCUGUUUCUCGUUUUUGUUUUCUUCCUUUAUGUUACUGCAAUGGGAUUCUAUACUGAGGCUGUACAAGUCCUUAUAUUUUUGUGGAUACAUUUUCCCUGUCGUUAUGGCCAUGCUAAGUUUUAUUAUUGCAAAAAUUAUCCCACAUAGUGGAAAGACUUUAAAAGUUGCAUAAAAGUGCAAUAGUUUCAAGUAUUUCUGUGCAGUAUUGAUUUGAUUCUAUCUUCAAAAUCUAUAGUUCCAUACACAGCUGUUUUAACCAGAGUUUUUUAAUCAAAGUCUUUACCUUUUACACAUAAUUCUUACAUUUACGUUUUUGCAUGUAUAUCUCGCUUUACUAUAAUCAAUGAGACAAAACCACCUUAAUUUAUCUAGUCUAAAUAGGCAAGAACCCACUGCGUUUUAUAGAAAUAUUUUAUUUUGUUGUGCCUUUAGUUUACAUGAUUAAGAGCUGUGCUUUUUCCUGUGAUUUCCAAAACCACCUACUAGAGCAGUAUCUGCUGAAAUGUUAUACCUUUUUUAGUUUUGUCACCUAAACACCCCGUCUGCUUUUUACUUUACUCAGAAUGUUGUGCCUUUAUUUUUAAAUGCUUAUUUUUCAUAUUCGCUCCUUUAUUAAUUUUAUUCCCAUAAGGCUAAAUAGUCAAAUUUCUGGUUGGUAGUCUAGCUUAUAGUUAGGGUUUUAAUAUAAAAUAAAUGAAACUUGAUUA
Molecule: messenger RNA, 2103 nt
Organism: Ciona intestinalis (vase tunicate)
Lineage: Eukaryota; Metazoa; Chordata; Ascidiacea; Phlebobranchia; Cionidae
Source: RefSeq, a predicted model, not a curated record